Molecule: messenger RNA, 1086 nt
Organism: Rhinolophus ferrumequinum (greater horseshoe bat)
Lineage: Eukaryota; Metazoa; Chordata; Mammalia; Chiroptera; Rhinolophidae
Gene: SLAMF7
Product: SLAM family member 7
Exons: 7
Coding region: 34-1050 (338 amino acids)
Biological process (GO): T cell activation
Cellular component (GO): external side of plasma membrane
Source: RefSeq, a predicted model, not a curated record
AGGGAAGUAGGUUCAUUUUAACGGCUGAACAAUAUGCCUGGUUCCCCAGCUUGUUUUAUCCUCAUUUUUCUACUCUGCCAGCUCACAGAGCCAGCAGCCUCUGGAACCCUGAAGAAACUGGUUGGUGCCCUUGGGGGGUCUGUGACUUUUCCUCUGACACACUCAGUAAAUCAGAUUGACAGCAUUGUCUGGAUCUUAAACACAACUAUUCUUGUUACCAUACAACCAAAAAUGGCAGACAGACAAGACAAUAUCAUAGUGAUUCAAAAUCAUAACAAGAAAAGGGUGAACUUCCCACAUGGAAACUACUCCCUAAAGCUCAGCAAACUGAAUAAGAGUGACUCAGGUACCUAUCGUGUGGAGAUAUACAGCUCAUCCCUCCAGGGUCCCUUCAUCCAGGAAUAUGAGCUGCAUGUCUAUGAGCACCUACCAAAGCCCAAAGUCACCAUGAGUCUGCAGAACAAUAAGAAUGGCACCUGUGUGACUAAUCUGACAUGCUUCAUGGAACAGGGAGGAGAGGAUGUGACUUACAGCUGGAAGUCCUUGGGGCAGGCAACCAAUGAAUCCCAUUAUGGCUCCAUCCUCCCCGUAUCCUGGAGGCUGGGGGAAAAGGAUAUAUCCUUCAUCUGCAUGGCCAGGAACCCCAUUAGUAGCAACUCUUCAAACCCCAUCUCUGCCUGGAAGCUCUGUGAAGGUGCUGCUGAUAACCUAGAUUCCACCAUUAUCCUGAACCUCCUGUGGGUAUUCCUCCUGCUCAGUGUCCUUGCACUGGUGCCAGUUAUUUUGAUUAUGUGGCGAGAAAGAAGAAAAGGGUCCAUUAAAAAGAAGAAGAGAAUGGACAUUCAUCAGGAAGUUCUUAAUUACUAUCCCCCUUCUGGAGAGACCUCAGAGUAUGACACAAUCUCUAACAUUAAUAAAACUAUUCCAGAGGAAAAUUCAAUAAAUAUGCUUUAUUCCACGGUACAAAUACCCAAAAAGAUGGAAAAACCCCACCCACUGCCCACAUCACCAGAUACACCAAGGCUAUUUGCAUAUGAGAAUGUCAUCUAAACAGCUGUGUGCUCUUUCCUGUCUCCCCCACCCCCC